Cornus florida is the source of this 3214-nucleotide messenger RNA. RefSeq lists its product as uncharacterized. Gene Ontology annotation, cellular component: membrane; intracellular membrane-bounded organelle. The record is from RefSeq and is a predicted model, not a curated record. Gene Ontology annotation, molecular function: ATP binding; ATP hydrolysis activity; P-type magnesium transporter activity. The coding region runs from base 254 to 3067 and encodes 937 amino acids. Gene Ontology annotation, biological process: magnesium ion transport. Lineage: Eukaryota; Viridiplantae; Streptophyta; Magnoliopsida; Cornales; Cornaceae. The transcript has 8 exons.
ACAAAACGGUUUUGCAUUUUAGAGCAUCAACUAACCGUCAUACGAAACUUGGUUGUUGAGACUUGGAAAAAGAGAGAGAGAGACUGAAAGAGACAGAGAGACACACUCAGGAAAAGAUUAAAUAAACUCAUCAUCACCUUCUCUUGAAAUCUUCAACCCCCACCAAUGCUGUCUCUGUGCGUUUGCCUUACUAUUUCACAUUCUCUGCCAUAUAUGAAUCUACUCAUUUCUCUUCAACCAUCCAUCUAUACUUAUGGGGAGACCCAAUUUUUUCACCAAGAACCCUGCAUCUUCCAACUCUGUUCUUGAAAAUCUCGUCAGUACACCCACCAUCCAACAAAAUGGAUUCAGAAGUUCGGUGUUUGGCCUCUUACGGCGGUUCAUGUCAGGAAAUAAAAUUGAUGGGGGUUCACGUACUGAAGAAGAAGGGAAGGUGUACUCGUGGUUAUAUGCAUUGGCCCAAUCAGAAAAAGACUUGGUGUUUGAGUAUGUUCGGUCAACUGAAAGGGGCCUGAGUUUCACAGAAGCUGAGAGGAGAUUGAAGGAAAAUGGCCCAAAUAUUCCUCUUGAACAUACUUUCCCAAGCUGGUGGCAUCUUCUGUGGAAUGCUUUAUUUCAUCCUUUCAAUAUUAUUUUGAUCGUCUUGUCAGCAGUUUCGUACAUAACCAGUGACAACCCCAAUGGAUGCAUCAUGCUAGUAUUGGUUUUCAUAAGUGUCUCCCUCCGAUUCUACCAGGAAUAUACCAGUUCAAAAGCAGCCAUGAAGCUUUCAGAAUUUGUAAGAUGCCCAGUUAAAGUACAAAGAUGUGCAGGUAGAGUUGUUCAGACUGAGUUGUUGGUUCAAGUUGAUCAAAGAGAGAUUGUAACUGGUGACAUUGUUGCUUUUGAACCUGGUGACCUUUUCCCCGGUGACGUGAGACUAUUAACUUCAAAACAGUUGGUUGUAAGUCAGUCUUCGCUAACAGGGGAGUCUGGAACAACUGAGAAGACAGCUGAUAUCAGAGAAGAUCAGAGUACUCCUUUGCUAGAUUUGAAGAAUAUUUGUUUCAUGGGAACAAGUGUGAUAUCAGGUAGUGGAACUGGUCUAGUUGUUUCCACUGGAGCCAAGACUUACAUGAGCACCAUGUUUUCAACUAUAGGGAAGCAGAAGCCACCAGAUGACUUCGAGAAAGGCAUCCGCCGUAUAUCUUAUGUGCUUAUCGGUGUUAUGCUCAUAGUAGUUACUAUUAUAGUCCUGGUUUAUUACUUUACAUCUCGUAAUCUGAGUGAGAGUAUUCUAUUCGGAAUCUCGGUUGCAAGUGCACUCACUCCUCAGAUGCUUCCUCUCAUUGUAAACACAAGUCUUGCUAAAGGAGCACUUGCCAUGGCCAGAGACAGAUGCAUAGUUAAAAGCUUAACUGCCAUUCGGGACAUGGGAUCCAUGGAUAUAUUAUGUAUUGACAAGACUGGUACUCUUACCAUGAAUCGUGCAAUUAUGGUUAAUCAUUUUGAUAGCUGGGGCUCAACCAAAGAAAAUGUCUUGCGCUUUGCCUUCCUUAACGCUUAUUUCAAGACUGAUCAGAGGUAUCCUUUGGAUGAUGCAAUUUUGGCAUAUGUAUAUACAAAUGGAUUCAGGUUUCAGCCAUCCCAGUGGAGAAAGAUAGAAGAGAUUUCUUUUGAUUUCACACGAAGAAGAGUAUCUAUUAUCUUGGAAACAGAAUUGAAUAUAAAAAAUAAGAACAGUGACUUCCUCGAAAGACUAGUGAUAACUAAAGGAGCACUAGAAGAAGUAAUAAAAAAUUGUUGUUUUAUUGAGCAUGUUGAUAGGGGUGAAGUGACAAAUUUAUCCAAAGAAGACCAUCAGAGGAUUAUAAAUAUGGGAGAAGAACUAAGCAAUGAUGGAUUACGGGUUCUAGGAGUAGCAAUGAAGAGGCUAGAUAAGCAAAUGGGUGACAGAAGUAUGGUCUAUGAUGAUACUGUUGAAUCAGACAUGGUAUUCCUUGGCCUUUUAACCUUCUUUGAUCCACCAAAGGACUCUGCAAAGCAAGCACUAUGGCAGUUGGCUGAAAAGGGAGUAAAAGCAAAGGUGUUAACAGGUGACACACUCCCACUUGCAAUAAAGAUCUGCCAGGAAGUUGGAAUCAGGACCACUCACGUUACUACAGGACCUGAUCUUGAGUUACUCGACAAUGAUUCCUUCCAUGAGAUUGUUAAAAGAGCAACUGUAUUGGCUCGUCUUACCCCAACUCAGAAACUUCGAGUGGUGCUAUCCUUGCAGACAGUAGGAGAUCAUGUUGUGGGGUUCUUGGGAGAUGGAGUGAAUGACUCUCUUGCAUUGGACGCUGCAAAUGUGGGGAUAUCAGUUGAUUCAGGGGCAUCAAUUGCUAAAGAGUUUGCUGACAUUAUAUUACUAGAGAAGGACCUUAACGUUCUUGUUGCCGGAGUUGAGCAUGGCAGACUCACUUUUGGGAACACCAUGAAGUACAUAAAAUUGUCAGUUAUUGCCAAUAUAGGAAGUAUUCUUUCAUUACUCAUAGCGACUCUGGUUCUUGGAUAUGAGCCCUUGACGCCGAGGCAGCUUCUCACACAGAACUUCUUGUACAAUGUAGGCCAGAUUGCAAUCCCCUGGGACAAGAUGGAAGAGGAUUAUGUGAGAACUCCACAGAGAGGGUCAUCAAAAGGCUUAGCCAUGUUCAUAUUAUGGAAUAGUCCUGUGUGCUCUCUCUGUGAUAUUACGACCCUUCUGUUUCUUUGUUUGUAUUACAAGGAUGUCUAUGAGAAUACUUCAUUCUUCCAUUCCGCUUGGUUUGUCGAAGGGCUUCUCAUGCAAACCCUGAUCAUUCACUUAAUUCGAACAGAGAAGAUCCCCUUUAUUCAGGAGGUCGCCUCAUGGCCUGUGAUUUGUUCUACGGUCAUAAUCUCUGCCAUUGGAAUUGUACUUGCUUCCACGCCAAUUGGGGAAGUAAUGGGGUUCACCACACUGCCACUGUCGUAUUUUGGAUUUUUGGUUGUACUCUUUAUAGGAUAUUUUUCAGUUGGCCAGAUGGUCAAGAAACUCUAUAUUUUAGCGUAUAACAAAUGGCUUUAGAUAAAAAGAGUGAACUCAUAGGAGAAUGUUGACACAAAAGAUUGCUAGAGAAACUACAACAGGAGAAAAUUCUCCAUUUUUGUAUUAUUGAAUGUUAGAGAUUGUAGCCUCAAGGUUUUACAGCAUCAUUCACACUUUGUUUUGGUA